Molecule: messenger RNA, 1847 nt
Organism: Brassica napus (rape)
Lineage: Eukaryota; Viridiplantae; Streptophyta; Magnoliopsida; Brassicales; Brassicaceae
Exons: 1
Coding region: 47-805 (252 amino acids)
Biological process (GO): root development; shoot system development
Source: RefSeq, a predicted model, not a curated record
CUUCUCUGAAUCUGAAUAACAAGAAACCAGAGCUAAACCAGAAGAAAUGGCACUUUCUUUCCAUGUUCGUUCUAACAGCUUCCCUUCAAGACAACACCCUCAAGACGCUCAUGUCGAUGAGCAAUUGAACCGGUUGAGAUCUUCAGAGACAGCUUCUUCAUCUUCAAGCUCUUCUAUCCGCCAAAGACUUAGCAACCUUCAAGAUUUACAUGAUUCUCUUGACAAGAUGCUUCGCUUGUCCAUCACUCAACAAACUUUAUCUCAAGAACAAGUUGAGAUGAUUCUUGAUGGAUCUAUCAAGAUCUUGGAUUUAUGCAACGUUUCCAAAGAUGGUUUAUCACAAAUGAAAGAGAGUCUCAAGGAGAUCCAAUCUAUUUUAAGAAGAAAGCGUGGAGAUCUAUCUGCUGAGAUCAAGAAAUACUUAGCUUCUAGAAAGUUUCUCAAGAAAUCAUUCCAGAAAGUACUCAAGAAUUUGAAAACUGGCCAAAACAAAAACAAAGAGUCUUUGGCUGUGUUUAGAGAAGCAGAAGCUGUAACAGUUUCUUUGUUUGAAUCUAUGUUUAGCUUCAUUUCCGGACCAAAGUCUUGUGGCAAAUGGUCACUAGUCUCAAAGAUGAUGAGCCAGAACAAAGCUGCAUGUGAAGCCAAUGAAUUCACAAGAGUGGACUUGGAGUUCCAAUCAGAGAAGUCUUUGAAGAUUGAAGAUGUGCAGAACUUAGAUUCAUGCAUUCAAGAUCUUGAAGAUGGAAUCGAGUCACUCUCUAAAUCAUUGAUCAAAUAUAGAGUCUCAGUUCUUAACAUCUAAUAGGCCAUUGUGCCCACAAUGUUUUUGUACAAAUAGGAUAAUGUAAUUGUUAACUAACUCAAAACUAAUACAAGAGUCUUUCAUAUGAUCAAUGCUAUCUUUUCUUCUUUAAUUUCUCCACAUAAGAACACGCUAUCUUUAAAACAAACAGGAAACUUCAGUAUCAUCAUAUCAUAUGCCAUCUCUGUACUUCAACAUGUUCUUCAAUACUUACAAAACUCUGAAACCAUGUUACUCAUGAAUUAAUUCUUAUUCUAAUCUCACUUCGUUUGCUUCUUCACAUGCUUUUAAUCAGCAAAUGCGGAUCUUGAUCAUACUUCAUCAUACAUCCAUACUUUAAAAUAAUUCUUAAUUUACUUACUUUUCUCUGUUUACUUAUAUUAACUCUGUACCUUACUCUGUUUUGUUCUGGUAAAUAACCAUAUUAAAAUAAUUGAAUGUGCACGAGAGACUCUGCAUGUUAUUGGCCUUGUUGAAAGGAAAUUCCAGCACCAUUCAUGGAUAGAUAUGCGCUCUCAAAACCAUAACAAUAUUUGGAGAAAUCAAAUAUUGGAGUGUAGGAGGCAGACAAAAAUCUGCAUUAACCAACGAAGUUUUUAAGAUAAUUAAGAUGGUGCACAUGAAUGCAUCCACGAGUUGCGCUGAUAUCAUAGGCUUCAAUGAGACAAGCCUUGCUGCUGAUAUUAUUUUUAGGUUUGUCAAUUUUGAAAUUUAAAGCUUAAAGUGUUGACCUCCGAAAGAAAGCUUUAAAUUAAAAUCCCAAAAUUUUAAAAUCUCUAUUUUAUCAUAAUUAGUAAAAAUCAUAAAUUCUUAUAUAGAAUUAUAAACAUAUUAAGGAAAUAUUAUCAGUAAUGUUAACUCAUAAGAUAUUAAAUUAUAAUGUAAAGUUACUUAAAAUAAUAAUAAAACACAUAACAAUCUUUAUUUUUAAUUGAAUUUGCUUAAUAAAAUAUUGUUUCUGUGUGAUGACACAAAAAAAAAUUGUUUCUGCGUACAAUUUGCUUUUAAUAUUAUGUAACAUCUCUUCUGUCUUAACAUGUUU